Phytophthora nicotianae INRA-310 is the source of this 321-nucleotide messenger RNA. RefSeq lists its product as hypothetical. The transcript is spliced from 3 exons. Bases 1 to 321 code for a protein of 106 amino acids. The record is from RefSeq and is a predicted model, not a curated record. Lineage: Eukaryota; Oomycota; Peronosporomycetes; Peronosporales; Peronosporaceae.
AUGGCCCACGCGACUGCCUUGGACUCGUCGGUGGUCGCCUCCAUGACGGCGCUGAAGUCAAAGUGGAGUUUGUUCAAAGCCCCAGGUGUGACGUGCGCAAUGCGCGCGAAAGCGGAGCUACCACCACUCUCUCCUGUGGAAGUAAAAGUAGAUCUCAGCGCGCAAAGUCAAUACGACCUACACCCUGCACGCGACAACACACCCUGGAGCGCAGUCAAGUUUCUGGUGGGUAACAACUGUUCGGUCAACCAGUACAUUGGUCGAAAGGAGGGCGCUAUCCCUUCAACGGAUGCGCUGGUCAUCGAUUUAAUCUGGCGAUGA